Molecule: messenger RNA, 934 nt
Organism: Ruditapes philippinarum (Manila clam)
Lineage: Eukaryota; Metazoa; Mollusca; Bivalvia; Venerida; Veneridae
Exons: 3
Coding region: 323-751 (142 amino acids)
Source: RefSeq, a predicted model, not a curated record
UGAUAAGAUAUCGCAAAAAUUUCUUUCACGGAUUUAAAUGUUCCUUAAAAUGUGAAAAUGAUCAUUGUUUUUUUAAAGUAACGAAAUACAGAGAAUAACAUAUUCAACGUGUACAAUGAAACAAUGAAAUGACCGGUACAGAAUGCUUAUGAUUGUAAAACUUGUGAUUUAAAUGGAAUAUAUGAGUACUGAUAGUUACAUUUAUUAUAUUAUAGCAAACACUUUGGAGCUUUUUUUUUAAUCUUCGGAGAUUUGGAAAUAGCAAACGUUAUCAUAACAACAAGUAUGUGACAUUUUGUUUAGGAUACUGGCAUUGAAAAUUAUGAAAAGGGGAUUAAGUAAAAUGUUGUUAAUGACUGCAAUGUUCGAAACAAUUUUAUCAGUUCAUGCAUUAAAGUGCUGGAAGUGUAUUGCGCACGACUGUAACGCUGACCUUGAAGACAACUACAAAGCAGCAAAGGUCAAAUGUCAGGAAGGUCAAAUGUGUAUGAAAGUACGGUACAGAAUGUUUGACAAUGUUACACACUAUGAUUCUGUUAUACGGACUUGUACAGACACUAAUUGUGACACAUCCUCCAUAGAUGAUUUCUUCUCGUGUAUAGCCAACCCUGCAAAAUACAUGAUCGGAGGUUGCACGUUGCGUUCGUGUUGUGAUGACAAGGAUCUUUGUAAUAUAAGUGCUAAAAUGUUGACACCACCAGUGUUAUUUAUUACGCUUUUUACAAUUAGUAUAGCACAUCUAUUAGCAUAAUAGGGCGAUUAUAUAUAUUAUAUCUAGUGAUUUAGGAUAUUCCUAAUGUUUUAACAAAUUGUAUUUCUACGCAUAAAGGUCACUGAUACAAUGAAUGUAGAAUAAGGAAAAACAUAUUAUUAAACGACGCCUUUUUUCUGUCAGAAACAAUUCAUAAAAAAUAACUUAACUUGUACGUUUGAA